Molecule: messenger RNA, 564 nt
Organism: Annulohypoxylon maeteangense
Lineage: Eukaryota; Fungi; Ascomycota; Sordariomycetes; Xylariales; Hypoxylaceae
Product: gated mechanosensitive channel
Exons: 4
Coding region: 1-564 (187 amino acids)
Biological process (GO): intracellular water homeostasis; monoatomic ion transport
Molecular function (GO): mechanosensitive monoatomic ion channel activity
Source: RefSeq, a predicted model, not a curated record
AUGCCUAACACGUGGGAUUUUGAAGAGGGGGGCGAUGAACGUAAUGAGGAGCGACGUACCUUGCUAGAAGAAGGUGAACAGAAAGCACAGCGUAUCUUUUCUGGCUUCAUCGAAUUCGCCUUCUCUGGUAACAUUCUUGAAAUUGCAUUUGGCUUAAUCCUCGCAACGUCGUUCACGGCCCUCACUACUUCCCUCGUAAGCGAUAUACUUCUCCCGCCACUCUCUGUCAUUCUUCCAUUACGAAGGAACAUGAACGAGAAGUUCGCAGUGCUAAGACCGGGGCCGAACUAUAACGACGAAGAUGGUUACAACACUCUAGAUCAGGCACAGAAUGACGGUGCUAUCGUUCUAGCUUAUGGUGUGUUUCUCAACCGAAUCGUCAAUUUCUUAGGUAUCGGCAUAGCUCUCUACGGCUUGGCAAGUUUGUACCAGUAUCUGUCGAACGACCCCAUCAUCAAGCAUACAGUUAAAUGUCGAUACUGUAAAAAAAGCAUUGGUUCGAAGGCGAUCCGAUGCGUGAAUUGCACUAGCUGGCUCGACGGGCGCGAAGAGCGGAUGCGAUAG